GAUACACUCAGAAUUUCCCUCCUUUAAAAACCCUAGAUAUCCGCCCUCUUUUUUCUCACCUUGCAAGAGCUGCAACAGGAAUUCCGAGCGGCCGCUCUUCCUCUGCGUCUCCGACUGCUCUUCCUAUCGGCCCAGGUUCGGUCUCCUUCACUUCCUCUACUCUGUCGCUCGCUCUCCUUUAUAUGACCCUUUGGCAGUCUUCGCUUGUUGCUUUGAAUGUAUAUCUGGGAUGGAUACUCAACUUAAGCAUGCUGUGGUGGUGAAAGUAAUGGGAAGGACUGGAUCAAGGGGUCAGGUGACUCAAGUCAGAGUCAAGUUUUUGGAUGACCAGAAUCGAUUCAUCAUGAGGAACGUGAAGGGACCCGUUAGAGAAGGAGAUGUGCUUACCCUCCUUGAAUCUGAAAGAGAAGCUAGGAGACUACGUUGAUGGGUGUAUUUCUGCCUCUCAUUCCUAUGUUUUUUAUGAUGUAAGGUUGUUUUGUUGUGGUAGCUAAGAGUAAUUUCCAAUGCUUUUUAUGAGCUUUGUCAUCUGUAUUACAUUUUUCAUCAUAACAGUAUCAAGACAUGAAUUUUGAUAUAUGGGUUUUUUGGGUACUUGAAAAAGACCUAGAUUUUGAUGUGAAUUGUGGUUUCCUUUGUUGGGAUUUUUUAUUUUUUAGCUAUACCAUUGCCAAUUUGUGAUGCUUG
Manihot esculenta (cassava) is the source of this 687-nucleotide messenger RNA. Its product is annotated as 40S ribosomal protein S28-like. Bases 230 to 427 code for a protein of 65 amino acids. Gene Ontology annotation, cellular component: cytosolic small ribosomal subunit; ribosome. Gene Ontology annotation, biological process: maturation of SSU-rRNA; translation; ribosomal small subunit assembly. Gene Ontology annotation, molecular function: structural constituent of ribosome. Lineage: Eukaryota; Viridiplantae; Streptophyta; Magnoliopsida; Malpighiales; Euphorbiaceae. The record is from RefSeq and is a predicted model, not a curated record. The transcript is spliced from 2 exons.